Messenger RNA from Erinaceus europaeus (western European hedgehog), 535 nucleotides. It is a transcript of the gene CAV3, whose product is annotated as caveolin 3. The record is from RefSeq and is a predicted model, not a curated record. Bases 173 to 520 code for a protein of 115 amino acids. NCBI's taxonomy places the organism in Eukaryota, Metazoa, Chordata, Mammalia, Eulipotyphla, Erinaceidae. The transcript has a single exon.
UGCGUCUUAAUUUAACCUGGAGGCUGGCCCGGGGCUGGGGUGGAGGAGUUAUGUGGGACAGCUGGCGGCCAGGCUGGGCGGGGCCUGUCUAGUGGGGCCGCGGCCUGGGGCACGAAGUGUGGCUGUCCCUGCCCCGUCUCCCUGCCCGGCCACCAGCCACGCGGCCCCCAGGAUGAUGGCCGAGGAGCUGGACCUGGAGGCCCAGAUCGUCAAGGACAUUCACUACAAGAAGAUCGACCUGGUCAACCGUGACCCCAGAAACAUCAACGAGGACAUCGUGAAGGUAGGCUGGCCACUGGGAAACCCCCAGCAGAGCCCAGACCUCCCCUCAAACUCCUCCAGACAAAGCCCUCAGGCUGGGCCCUCCUCCCACUCUGGAGACAGGCAGGUGACAAAGGAAAGGGCCUCCCAGCCACUGGGGAAGCCUUCCACCAGUUUUGGCCCCAGGCCUGAGAUCGAGGCCCCUCCGUGUGCCUCCAUGCCAGCGGGCAAUACAGGGCGGCUCCCCAGUCCUGCCUAGUGUCCCUGCCGGGGG